GACCCUACCAAUGCAUUAAAAUAGUUUGGUAAAAAAACUACAAAUUAAACCCUAAAUUAAAUACAUAUUUUAGUCAACACUUAACCAAAAACUUUGCCGCCCAUAGCCAUUAGAACCUGAUUUUGGCUUUAAAUCACUAUUUAAACACAUCCUCUCUUUCUACGAUUCUUAAUUGAGCUGAAUCCAAGGCUAGAACAUAUGAAGCGUUGUCCUGAUAAGAGUCUCUCCGAUAUACUUUGUUAUAAUUCUUCUUCUACCCUUCAGGCUUCAAGAUGGCGAUGGCGUUCGUCUAAGAAGAAACCUACCUUCAAAAUCGUGGCAUUUCUCUUCUUCUUCUUCUUCUUCAUCGGCAUCUCUGUUCGUCUCAAAUGGUUGACUAAAUCGGCAAUACAUGCGGACCGUCCACAGAACGCCACAUGCCCGCAGCACUUCCGUUGGAUUCACGAAGAUCUACGGCCAUGGAGAGAGACGGGGAUAACAAGAGAAAUGGUGGAGGGGGCCCGCAGGACGGCCCAUUUCCGGGUAGUAAUCAUGGACGGGCGAGUGUACGUGGAGAAAUAUAGAGGCUCAAUCCAGACCAGAGAUCUGUUCACAAUGUGGGGGCUUUUGCAGCUUGUGAGAUGGUACCCUCAGAAACUGCCAGAUCUUGAACUAAUGUUCGACUGUGAUGAUCGCCCAGUCGUCCAAUCUAAAGACUUUCUAGAUCCAAAGGCGGGCCCACCUCCGUUGUUCCGAUACUGCUCCGAUGACUCCAGCUUGGACAUUGUUUUUCCUGAUUGGUCCUUCUGGGGAUGGGGUGAAAUAAACAUAAAGCCAUGGAGAAAGGUAUUGGAGGACAUAAAGGAAGGGAACAAACGAACCAAAUGGAAGGAGAGGGUGCCCUUUGCUUAUUGGAAGGGGAACCCACAUGUUGAUCCCUCUAGGAGAGACCUUCUCAAAUGCAAUCUCACCCAACAUCAAAAUUGGGACACUCUUUUAUAUUCUCAGGAUUGGGAUAAAGAGUCGAAAGAAGGGUACAAACAAUCAAAUUUAGAAGAUCAAUGUACGCAUAGGUAUAAGAUUUACAUAGAAGGAUGGGCGUGGUCGGUGAGCGAGAAGUACAUAAUGUCGUGCGAUUCAAUGACGUUGUACGUAAAGCCAAGGUUCUUUGAUUUCUUCAUUAGGGGAAUGCUUCCUUUGCAGCACUUUUGGCCUAUUAAUGAUCGAUCCAAAUGUUCUUCUCUCAAAUUUGCUGUGGAAUGGGGUAACAAUCACACAAGUCAGGCACAAGCAAUAGGAGAGGACGGGAGCAAGUACUUGCAUGAGAAUCUUAAGAUGGAAUUAGUAUAUGAUUACAUGUUCCACUUACUCAACGAAUACAGCAAGCUUCUCAAAUUUCGGCCGUCGGUUCCUGCUGGUGCGGUAGAGCUGAGGCCUGAGAUGAUGAUCGGCGCCGCCAAAGGGUUGCACAAGAAAUUUAUGGAAAAUUCACUGGAGACAUCUCCCAACAAGGCAGAACUGUGCGGUUUGCCGCCUCAUGAUCCAACAGUUCUGAGGGAGUUUGAGAAUAAGAAAUUAAAUGCCCUAAAGCAAGUUGAAGCUUGGGAAAAGGAUUAUUGGGAAAAUGAGAGGAAGGGAAAUUAGAAUUAGAAUUAA
This is a messenger RNA of Cucurbita maxima (winter squash), 1635 nucleotides long. Its product is annotated as O-glucosyltransferase rumi homolog. The transcript has 5 exons. Lineage: Eukaryota; Viridiplantae; Streptophyta; Magnoliopsida; Cucurbitales; Cucurbitaceae. The record is from RefSeq and is a predicted model, not a curated record. Bases 199 to 1623 code for a protein of 474 amino acids.